AUGGCAGCAGAGUUUUGUCCUCAUAGUGCUUUAGAAUGGCUUGCGGUGCAGGCUCCAAGGAAUAAAAUGGCACAUGCUUGGGUUUUUACAAAGUGCAGAUUGCUGGCUGCUGCGUAUUUGCUAGUUUCUCUAGUGCCACAUUUGCCCUUCAGGCAAGCCUACCAUGGAACUCGUAUAGCAUCCACAGCUGCAACUGUAGCCACAACUGUGGCUCAACAGCAAUUGCAACAACAAGCUAUUCGAGAAUUGCCAUCAGAAGCUACAGCUGUGCAGAGGCAAGUGUUGGGUUUGCUUUUGCGGUUACUAAGACCAGCUAGACAUUAUGCUGAUGUACCCUCGCAUGGAACAUUAAAACUUACAUCUUAUUUUACACUGAUGACGUAUUUUGCUAGCGGCAGGACAGAAAAAUUGAUGGUUGGACCUCAUAUAAGAGCUCUAUGGGACUUGUUUCAUCCGAGAUUAUCAGAACCCAGUGUUGCAGCUCAUCAUAAUAAACAGGCAUUACUAGUGUUUUGGCACCACAUAACAGUUGACUGUCCAGAAAAUGCUCAAAUAGUUGUACAAAAUGUUGAUAUCACGAGAAACAUAGCAUUUAAUUAUAUUUUGGCUGAUCAUGAUGACCAUGAUGUUGUUAUGUUUAAUCGAUCCAUGCUGCCAGCUUAUUAUGGAUUAUUAAGAAUGUGUUGUGAGCAAAGUCGCAAAUUAACUAGACAGCUAGCUGCGCAUCAAAAUUUACAAUGGGCUUUUAAAAAUAUUACGCCGCAUCCGACACAGUAUACAGCAGCAGUGGAGGAGUUAUUCAAAUUGAUGGCUCUAUUUGGAGCACGUAGUCCUGAAGCGACUGAAGGGGAAUUACGUGAGGUGACCGCUUUUAGACGGGGUACGUUGGCGGCGUAUUUAGCGGGUUUGGACGCUCGAGGUAGCUGGGGCACUUUAAAUACGGCCCUGCGUACGCUAGCCGACACUGAUGAAGAAAAGCUGUAUGUGUUGCAGAGCGGCGGCCUCAGUUUGGUACUAGAUGCUCUCCACAAUUUGCAUGUCAUGUAUCAUGAGGCAACAGCGUGCCAUGUUUCUGAAGAUUUGACAGAGCUUUUGACUGAAACUUUUGGGCUGAUAAAUUGUCUGAGAAGGCAUAAGGACCAUCGAGAGUGCAGGGCAACACUCGUAACGUGCAAUAAGCCGUUGGUCGACCUAACAAGAAGAUUGGCUACGUUGCUAAAUACGUUCAAUCCACCAGAAAUGCGACAAGUUUCUAUAGAAAUGUUAUGUGAGCUGAUGCAUCUGUUACCUGAUGAAACUCGUACAGUUUUACUUCAGUUGCUUUCACAUUCUCACAACUCAUUCCACACAAAUGGUACUUCAUCAUCUUCUUGUAAUGAGCGACCAGCUGCUUCAGGCUCAGGAUCAUCAUCAUCCAACGCUUUUCCUCUGGGACCGUAUUUUCCAAGAAGGGGUUCUCGUGGUGGUCUAUUGCAGCAUGCCCAUGGUAAAAACUCUCCGAGGCCACCUAGGCCUGUGCUCCAAAUGUAUGUGCCCCAUACACAGAUACAAAGCCCUAAGGGAGUGGAUGUUGAAUAUGACGCAGCUCUAGCUUCAUUUUAUCGUCCUUAUCAUGAAUUUGUAGAUCAGAUGUUGCGUGGAGUACCAGGAAGAAACUUAACAAUAAAUUCACAUGCUGAACAUGUUAUAACAUUAAGUGCUAUGACCGGUUACGAAGCUGCACCAUUGCAUUUUAAUUAUUUUCCAGCUCUCUGGAUAGAUGCUUUGGAGGCACACAAUAAUAACGAAGAAGGUUUGCUAGCAAUGAUAGGUGGCAAUGCAGAAAUGUUAGCUGAUAGUAUUUAUCUAGGAGAAUAUGUAGACUGUAUUUUGUUAGAUGAACGAGUAUCACUAACUGAUCCUAAAAUAUGGGAAUUUAUGCAGACAUUUUUUCCGAAGAUUUCAAUACGCGUUUUGACUCCUCAGACAUGUCGUCUUAUAGAAAAUUUGUGUACAACGUUAUCAGAUAAUGUAUCCCGUGUAGAUCUGCAGACUGGUGCUCGGAGACUUCGCGGUGAUGUUAGGGCUUUACAUUUAGUUUUAAAAUAUAACCAACUAGUUCUGUUAAUAAUAGGGGUUUGCAAACCCCAUCAAGUUUGCAGAAUGCUCUCGAAAGACUGA
Ctenocephalides felis (cat flea) is the source of this 2160-nucleotide messenger RNA. Its product is annotated as ubiquitin carboxyl-terminal hydrolase 34-like. The record is from RefSeq and is a predicted model, not a curated record. The coding region runs from base 1 to 2160 and encodes 719 amino acids. The transcript is spliced from 10 exons. NCBI's taxonomy places the organism in Eukaryota, Metazoa, Arthropoda, Insecta, Siphonaptera, Pulicidae.